Molecule: messenger RNA, 6485 nt
Organism: Schistosoma curassoni
Lineage: Eukaryota; Metazoa; Platyhelminthes; Trematoda; Strigeidida; Schistosomatidae
Source: the annotation of a GenBank genome assembly
AUUACAAAUAAGCGCGGGGUUCAAAAUCCGUCAGAAUUGGUCAAAUGUGUCUGGACUUAAGUAAUGUAUAUUCGAAGACGGAAUUAUGAACACGGAAGAAUAAAAAGAAACAAUCGCAGAAACAAAUCGAACGAAUCGCUUCAUUUUAUGUAAGUUUUCAAAGUCUUAAAGCUGGUAGACUCGGAUGCAAACAUUAGUUCCAAAUUAUUAAGUACUGGUUAGAAGAGUCCAGAAAGUUGCAUGAUCUGUUCUAGAAACUAAAGGGAUUCAAGUUCGACCAAUUCGAGGGAUCUGGAAGAAAACAUGUAAUCCGUUUUUCUAUUCUGUACCACUAGCUUCAGAGUACUCCUCUGAAGUUGUGUCAGAUCUGAACUUGUUCAAGUUGUAGAUGAUUUUAAUGAGUACCGAUAAUUUAGUGAAUCCCUAAAUCCACUACCUUCUAAGAGACAAAUAUCUGAUGCGUUUGUUCUGGGCUUCGAAUCGUUCGUUAGUCCUUUUUCUAAUUCAAGGGGGGAGGCGAUGUACGUAAUAAAUCAGAUAAAAAACUCUCAUGAUUAAGCCAAUCGAAGUGAAUCCUGGAGUUCUAAUGUUAUUAAUGGCUGGGAAGAGCCUCCGUCAAAGUCGAUAUAUGGUCAGGUGUCAUUAACUAAAAUACUUGUAUUGCUUAUUGUAGAAGCUUGUAGCUGAAAUUCAUUCACUGUCGUAUAGUUUGCCGUGAGUGAGGUACGUUAUUACCCUUUAGAGCUAAAAGCUAAUCAACGGAUAUAUUCGUCUGGCAAUCGUUUACCAGUUCUCAGUGUGUUUAUAGCUUCAGCUGUGUGUUACCUAUAUGGAUUAAGCAAUUUUUACGUCUUGUGGCGUGGACUACUCAAUGAGGUCUCUCAUUUCAUGGACUUUCAAUCAAAACUCAGCAGUCGAACACGUUCAUCAAAGCUCAUUAUGUAAUAGAGAAGAAUGCUUUUUUUGAGUAUAGCCGUUACUCAUGUGAACACCAAUCGCGAGUAACUGUUGUAGGAAUAACUGCUGCUUUAAAGUUGUGAAAAACAGGUUAUUUAGUUUCUGUCUAGAAAUUCCAGUACAUUCUCCUGUAAGAUUUCCAAAUAUACCUCUGAAGAUAAAUAUCGUAUUCCCGCUUCGAAUAAUUAUAAACUUACCAUGCUGUUUGGGUAUUUCUGGCGUGUCCAUCGACUCUAGCACUUGUCUUUGUUGCUGUUCUUAGUUGGGUUGGAUAGCUAACCAUUAUCUUCAUCCUUUAUCAAAGUCGGUCAUAAAGUAUACUUGUUUAACAAGUUAUAAUGAAUGUCAUGUUAAGUACGGAAUGGAAACCAUAAUAUCCGAAAGAGUUAUUAUUUAUGAAACACAAGUUUACUCGAUAAUUAAUACAAAGUUGAUAUGUCAUGAUUCAAAUGUGUGGUGUUUCUGUCUUUCGUUGAUUGAUUAUCGUUAAACAGGUUCCGUGAAUGGUCUUACUAGGUACUAAGACAGUUCCAUGCAUUAUGCAUAUGGUGUCAUGAUGGAAAUCACUUCUGGUAUAUCGCAUUUAAGAUCAAUGCUGCUUGUAAACUGUUUGCUUCAAGAAUACCAACACCUUAACUCCUAAACCGCAGUUCUAAGAACAACUAUGUUGCUUUUGAUAUCGUGAAUUCAGACGUUACUGAAUAUUUUCCAUUUGAAUAUACAAAACAUUUAAUUUAGUGAAAAUGCGUACCUAAUUAGCAGAAGUCUUCGAGUUUGGGUUUUGUUACUCUUAUAGUUUUAAGGAAACCGCUUACUGUUUUUCUGCUCAUGAAUAGAGCGUAUUGUAUUACUGCUGGGCUGAAUAUUUUUUUGUUUCUUUAAAUCAGAAUCCAUAACUUAAAUCGUAGUGCUGUGUAGUAAGAGUACUGUAAUAGUAAACGUGAUUCCCGAAAUUUUAGAUUUGGAACCUAUUUUAAACUUCUGUUGGCUUGGGCAAGCAUAAUAAUGCUGGACUUUUUUACGGAUCUUCGUUUUGAAUUUAUUUGGUCUUGUUGGCUAAUGGUACGAACAGUUAAUGAUUCAUUCAGAUAUCAGGGUCUGAUUUACGUCCUUUUUCGUUCGGUGAACAAACCUUUGGAUAAUAAACAAGUCACCUACAAAUGUGACGGUCUAAUCCAAUCCCUAUAUUUUCAGUAACAUGUGCAGGUUCAUACUAUACUAUGUACAUCCCCGAAAUGGAGCCGUAGUUUUCGAGCAUUUGCUCUGUUCUUUACAUUCACUGCAAUCAUGGCUGAUUUGCUUUGUUACUUCCUUGUACCUACUACAUUGAUCUACCUGCUUGGUAGUUCAUGUGUAUGGAUACAUCUGUUAUGGCAAACAGAUCGUGGUGUGUAUAUCCCAACAGUUGCAUUAUGUUUUUUAUUCUUCUAUGUCGAGGUUGCUGUAAGAUUCCGUGAUCCAAAAAGCCAGCCGCUGGGUAUAGAUCUCUGCAGACCUUUUGCAGCUCAUUGCAUUGGCUAUCCCGUUGUAACUUUGGGUUUCAGUUUAAAGAGUAUGAUCUCACAUCAUUUUCGUUUGAGAAGACAAAAGUUUGUGGAAGCACAAAAUAUAACGUUUUUUUCAAUUCUGGAAGAGGCAUUACCAAAGGAACUUUGGUGCUAUUUAAAAUCAGACACCAUUCCUAAAUCUAAACAUUCGAAUAUGGUUUGUGAAAAUAACUGUUCAACACUGGCUAUUUCUUCUCCCACAUCCACUGUGCCAAAUUUAACUUCAUCUGGAAAUAUAUCUGAAUUAAAUAGGGUUAACCCGAUUCAUUCCAGAGAUAAAGAAAUUCAUCCUGCCUCAAGUGUUAAUAAGAAGAAUAUGUCUCUGAAUCAUCCCCGUACAACACGCCUCGUCUAUUCAUCUACUCGUGGUGAUAAUUGUACGGAUCUUUCUUUAUGUUCAAAUGAUAGCAGUGUUUCACAAGAAUGUACAUUUCGGUUAGGAAAUGAUGAACCAGUGAAUAACCAUACUUCUGUACCAUCAUCACUUUCAGAGCAGCCUGAAUCGUAUGUGGCCGUCUCUCUCGCUCAAACGAUCAUUGUAAAGGUUCCAUCUGUCCCUAACUCUGUUGUUCCGGAUACUGUUUCUGCUGACAAUCAUAUAGAGAGGGACACUGAUAUGAAGGAGGAUAAAUUAGUUCACAAGAAAUCCACGUCACUACUUGCUUCAGUUACAUCUGGUUUAUCAACUUCAACUUGUUCUAAUUCAACUAGUAAUAAUAGUAGAGCCAAAUUGAACUGUACACCAUCAAAUUCAAAAUCUUGUGAAACAAAACAAUCACCUCCAUCAAUCAAUAUUGCUUCAAAUAAAACAACUCUUUCUAAUAAUUCGAAUGUAAGUUCAGCUUCUUCUGGGGCUGCUGCUAGUAGUAGAUCCAAUACAUGCGGUUCAACCUCAUUAUCAACUGGUUGUAAAUCAGGCGGUAAAAAUGCUAACAAGGAUGAGUAUACUUUAAAAUUAGAAGCUGAGGCUAGAAAUUUAAAAUCGGAAAUCCAGUCUUUACGUAGUUCAGAAAUUCAGUUACGUGGUCAAGUUCAGCAGUUACUUGCUGCUGAACGAACAUAUCGCUCUGAAAGUUCUCAAGCUCAGCAAGAAUCUGAAAGUUUGCAAGCCAAGCUCAAUCAAUUGACUCAACGCCUUCAGGCGGAUCGUGCCAGUCUACAGGCAGCUGAGAAACGUCUCACUGAAGAGCGUAAAUAUCGUUUGCUUCUCGAACAGCAGUUCAAACAGCAAUCUGGUAAACAAAUAGAAGCAAGCUCCUCAGAAUCAACAUCUAACGAACCAGUUAUUUCUAAAACCACAGAUUCCAAAGCUUCAAUGACUGAAUCUCGAAGUACUUCAUUAAAUUCCUGUGAUCCCAUAUGCGUUGAAGCAUGCAAAAACAAUGAAUUAUGCGCAAAACGAAGGCAGGAACUAGAAUUAGAAUUGCAAAAUCUUACAAAAGCUUUAACUAUUAAAAAUAACCAACUUACAGCACUGAACUCUGAACGUUUUUCACAUGGUGGACUAAGUGAAUCCAAUGAUAAGACAUGGAAGAAGCAAACUAAAAAUGAACGAACAAAACAAUCUAAUUCUGUGGAACAAAACUACAAUAUGAGCAAACGGCGGCAAAAGCAUGAAAUAACUGAGACUGAAUUAAGUGAUCUUGCCUCUCGUGUAAACUCUUUGCAAGAAGAAAAUCAACGUCUGACAGACACCUUAAAAGAGGAAGACAAAAUGAAACAGGAGCUUAUGACGGCUUACCAUUCUUCCCUAAAAGAGAUAACGGAAUUAAAUGCUACACUUACAAAGAAGGAGUACCAAAUCGUCGAACUUAACAAGCGCUUAAAUUGCCUUACUCCAAAUCUCUGUGAGUAUGUAAGCAGAAUGAAUGCUUCAACAUCGAAUUGUGCUAAAGUUUCAAACAUCUCAAUCCCUUUGGAUGGCAUUCCUAACGAAGAAUGUGUAAUUAACUCAUAUUCUGUCACAGAUACUUCACAGAUGUACACAAACUUUAACAAAACACAAAUAGAUGAGCACAACCAUAUAGACAGAAUUGUUUCUAAAACUGGGUCGACAAACAGAAUGAAUUCUUAUAAUCAGUCCUACUCCUUGACUCCAUAUGAAACAUCUGCGCCAUUAAAUAAUCUAUCAAAUCAAAAGUCAAGCAUUUAUUUUGUUGAUCCUUGUGCCAAAUCAAAGCCUUUCUUCACAUCCCCCUUUCCUGUUACUGAUAGAAAAUUUCAUGGAAUUUCUGAAAUAAAUAAUUCCACUAAUCUUAAUAAUUUGGACUAUUUCGGUCAUCUUACUUCGUCGGAAGAGGUUAUUCCAUCGUCGUCGUCACUAACCAAUACUGGACUAGGUUAUCAAACAAGUCUAAAUGACCAUUGUCACAUAAAUAAUAGAAUGCAUUUUCGUCCGGAUAAACUACCUAAUUCAAACGCCUUUCAUCUCAGUCAUUUCGAAACCCUUGGUAUGAAAUGUAUGAAUGGAGGAUACACGUCAUAUGAUAAUGCUGUUUUAAAUAGAGUUUUACCAACCAGAUCUAUGCCGUUGUGUAGUACCAGACCAAUGACUGUCGGGAAUUCAGCCCAAGCUUCGUCACCCCCUCCUUUGUUUGUUCCACCUCCCGGCCUCUUACAGGGUGAUAUUGCUUCUAGUGUUUUGCAUUAUUCACACUCUAUUAAUGGAACAUUAUCAUUGCCAUCUUUAGAAGUGGUUGCAAAUUCGUCAGUUUGUGUCACUGAGUCCAUGUCAACAACCCCAACUGCAGUUAGUUCAUAUAGUCCUCGGAUUGUAGCUGACUCAUAUUCCACAGAUCCAGUGCAUACAGUUGGUCACCAGGAAGAACUAUCAUCUCAAUCGUACAGUAGUUUGAAUUUUAAUAGUUCAGUAUGUGAUAGCUUUACUAAUCUCAACCCACAUUCAAUAUUCAUGACAUCUAAUGAACCUAGUUGUUUUCAAUUCGGGAUGAGAAGUUCCACUGAUGAUAAGCCCAACUCUUUUGAUUUCACUACAUUUGGUCCCGUUGGGUCAUCAUCACCAGCCGGUACUUUCAUCCACUCAAAUUUAAAUAGUUCUAACUGCAAUAGUUCUAUCUUGUCAAAUUUAACUUCAACAGGUUUACAGAGUAGACAAGUGUGUUUAGAUUCACAAAAUACUGAUACCUUAAGGUUUCCUAUGAUGUCUCCAUCAGUUUCGCAUUCAGAUGCCAUCUCAAAUUCAUCUACGAUAUAGUAGCGAUCAGACAUUAUAAGAACUGAGUUGUUUUUGUCUUAUCGUAUGUUUACAUCAAAAAUCUUAUUUUGCUGUAUUUCCGUUAUUAAUUUUUAUCCGGAGAGCAGUGUGGAAAGAAAACUAAGUUUUAUUAACUGUUUAAGAGCUUUUCGAAACUCGUGAUUCGUCUUACGGGGACCCAACUUUGCAUUUUGAUAACCUUCAGAGAGUUUGACCUUUUUUCUGGAGUUUAUGUACCCAAAUUUUAUUGUUACUUUACUAUUACAACUCUUGAUAUAUUUUUUGCGUUAUUAUAUCCUAAUCGGUUAACAUAACAGCAGAAUGGUUUGGCUCAGCUGCCUAUUUGUCUCUGUUCUAAGAUUUGUCUUCUAAACCCUUCUAAUCACUUUCUUUAAUAUCUUCAUAUGACUUAUGCUAUUUCUUUUGUUUUCCGAACUAAGUAUUAUGGUCUAGUCGUUGCGUUUUCUUGUUAUUCUUUUUUAUGGUUUUGUUCCUACCUUCCCCUUUUUAAAUGUGUUGCUUAACGCUUUGUAGUCGAUACUAAAAUUGUGGUCUUUGUUUUGUAUUUACGACUUAUGCACACUUUCCCAACUCAUUUUUUUGUUCAUACGUUUAAAAGUAUCUCAACUGUUGGCUAGUUAUCUUCUUUUCCUGUUUCUUAUCUUUCAUGUCCAGUUUACAUUCUACUGUGCAGCAUGAACUUUGUUUCUUUAACCAUGAUAAAAAUUAUUGAAAAAUAACAAAAUUUAUGUGGGACGAAACAGGCA